Messenger RNA from Nelumbo nucifera (sacred lotus), 1035 nucleotides. RefSeq lists its product as uncharacterized. NCBI's taxonomy places the organism in Eukaryota, Viridiplantae, Streptophyta, Magnoliopsida, Proteales, Nelumbonaceae. The record is from RefSeq and is a predicted model, not a curated record. Gene Ontology annotation, molecular function: calcium ion binding.
UAAAUAACCACCAAGCCAACUGCACUACAACUCAAAAGACCUAAGAGUUAAAAGGCGCAAAAUCCUGUCUCAAGGCGAAAGUAGUGGAGAAUAGAAAAGAAAAGAUGAGCGUAGAAGUGUUGGAUAGAUCCACCAUUGUCAACUUUGUGGAGGACAAAGAGGCCUUCGAAGGCUCGGUUCAUGACCGGUUUUCUCGUCUGGACACAAACCAUGAUGGUCUACUAUCAUAUGCAGAGAUGGAGAAGGAGCUUCAGAGUCUGAGGAUCUUCGAGACCCACUUCGGAGUUGACGUGAAGACCGACCCUGAUGAGCUAGCUUUUGCCUACCGUGCCCUGUUCGGCCAGUUUGAUCAUGACUCGAGCGGAGCGGUGGACUUGGAGGAAUUCAAGGCAGAGACCAAGCAGAUGAUGCUGGCCAUGGCCAACGGAUUGGGGUUCUUGCCCGUCCAAAUGGCACUGGAGGAGGACAGCUUUCUAAAGAAAGCUGUGGAUUGGGAGUUCUCUAAAAUCUCUGCCUAAUUCUUCUUCUUCUUGAAGUGUUAUUCUUCCUCGUUCACUCCUGUGAGUGUUAGAUAUUUAUCUUCUACUUUUAUUGGUGUUGCUUAAGAGAAUUAACAAACUGGGGAUCGAACACAGAUGACAAAAUGAACGUAUGAGAGAGUUCCUUCUGAAUUACAGAAGAAUUUUGUAUUUCUGGUGGAGGCUAUUACUGGUUUAAAAAAUAGUUAAAAUUAUUUUUCUCCAUAUAUCUUGUGACAAAAACAGAGCAAGAAUGUCUUUCUCCCACAAUUAAUGUAGCAACAGAGUAAGAAAGGGUUUUGGAAAAUAGAAGAACAUUAAGAUCAUGACCAUGGGGCAUUCUAAUAAUCUAGUUUUUAGGGUGUCCAUUGAUGUAAAAUUGUAAACCGAACCAAUUUACAACUACAAAUGAAAUAGCUACUUUCCAUGAUCGAUAUCCACAAUGCAUCCAGGGUCUUUCUAAGCAUUUUCAUAUAGCCAUAUAAGAUGUUAUGCGUAAAGGGGCGUUCUUUUUCUU